ACAUCAAAGUGACAUAAGAGAUGACGUGCGUGAAAAAUAUUUACGCCUCCAUGAAAAGCUUUCAUCUCAUUUUCUCAUACGCAGAACGUAUCUUUCUAUUUCACAUAUUAGUAAAAAUAUCAGUUUUCUGUCUGGUGUUCUAGCUAAGGAAAAUACAAAAAGAUUUCUGAUUAAUUUGCUGUGAAAUAUACAAUUUCAUGCUAUUUAUUAGGUUUAAAUCGAACCUGCUGACUAUAAUGUUUAUCUGAUUUACCAUUUGAAGAAGUUCGUGAUCCGUUAGAAAGGGUACCGUUAAGUGUUAUUUAUGAAUGUGAGCAUCUUCAAUAGAGUUAACAACCAGAGCAAAGACAGUGGCGGCAUGUAUUCCGAGUGGAGUUCAUUGCCCCUGGAGGGGGGAGGCAGGGGGGUGCUGGGUGCGGUGGGAGGGAGAGACGUGGUGCUGGCAGUCGUCAAACAGCUAGCCUCGCAUGAGCCCAGCCCUCUUACUACUGAUGCUGAGGUGGAAUGGGUACUAGAAGUAAUCCGCUUCGGUCUCUCCCUCCCUCUACAAGAGCACGGCGCUCUCCGCGACUGUGUCCGCGUGUGCUGCGCAUGGCUGGCACCCCUCCUCCCCCCCGCGCCGCCUGCCAUGCCGCCGCCUCCCGCGAUCCCACCGCCCGUGGCUAAGGCGCCUCACAAGUACGCCAGAAAGAUAUUGAGGCAUCUGCAUAAUUUGUUCGUGCCAAGGCCUAAUGAGACUCUCGCAUUUAUAUACCAAAUGGAAUUGGGUGGUGAUCUAAUCAGCAAGCAAGCGGUUCUAUGUCACCGGGUACUUCGCCUAGCCCGAGCGCUUGCCGACGGUGGCGCUCUAGGGGCCAAAGAAUGGCGCUCGCUACUUCUCCUACUGUUGGCGGCAGCAUCAGCCUUGCUGUCCCCACCGGCGCCACACCACUCGGCUGCAGAACAGCUGUGUGAGAGAGUGCUUUGUGUGCUGUUUGAAGUGUGGAUACUGGCUUGUCACAGAUGUUUCCCUGUCCCGCCGCUGUGGCGCACUCUGCGCGAGCAGUGCGUGCGGUGGCGGCACCGCGCGCCGCUCACGGAGCAGUGGACGCGCGCCUCGCUCGCCCUCACCGCAAGACUGCUCAAGCACAUGUACGGACCGCUGUUCCCCGUCAUGCCUAUCAGUGAGGAAGACGCGAACUUGAUCCCUGCUGAUAUGAGCGCAGAGGCGGUGAUGCAGAGCUGGUACCGCAUACUGCACACUAUUGGCAACCCCGUCGACCUGUGCAGACCUCACAUCAUCAGUCAGACCCCUGAUUUCUUACAGUAUUCAAUAACUCAAGACGAGGGCAGCCGGGAUCCCAGCCAGCACCCAUGCCUACAAGCUCUGCCGUCCAUCUUCCACAAGGCUAUGAAAGGCAUCGCCGCACACGUCGACGCUUUCCUCGGACGCGGGUCGGAGCGCUGGUGGGGCGCGGCAGUGGAGCCGGCCGACGACGGCGACCUCACGCCGCCCGCGCACCGACGCCUCGCCAAGUCCUUCAGCGUGUCCGCCGCCAGGCCACGGGAUAAGCUGCCUGAGAGAAGCACUCCGCGCACGUCGCUGAUCGGGCUGACGAGCAGCCGCCCGCCCAGCGUCGCGCCCACGACGCCGCCCAACUCCAUAUCCUCGCAAGUGGGUGAAUCCGAGAAGCCGCCACUAACGCCGCUGCGUCCGAAAGUGAACUCAAUCUUCCAUCUGUUCGGAGAGUGGCUGUUCGAAGCUGCACUCAUUGGUACCACGCCGGCUUAUAAUAACCAACAACGCACGGAAGGCACCCCGCCACCUCCGUCGUUGUCAGACGCUACAUACAAACUGAACAUGCUUGCCUACCAGCCAGGUCGUGCCGAAGCCCUAGGCACAGUAUGCCGGGUGCUCUGCGCCCGCCAGUGCCGCGAGGAGGUGCUGGCGCCGUACCUGGCGCGGUGCUACGCCGCCAUACACCGCGGCCUGCGGGACCCCGCCACCGCCGCCGCUGUCGUGCUUAACGCGCCUGAUCUGUUCCGCCUCGACUUAGACGGCGUAUUAGUCUUGGUUCCAGACUUCAUAAACGCCUUAGACCAGAUACUAUCAGAGAGGGAACCAAAGCUGGAAUGUGGGAGCAUAGACAAGAGAGAGCUGCGUAAAGCGGCCAUUAGCGCUCUGCUGUCACUCGUGGCCUUCCCCUACCAUUAUAAGGGAUUGCCCGUGCCUGAGUUCCCGGGAUGUAAUGAAUACGCUGGUAUGACACUGGGCGACUUCACUCGCGGUCGUAUCUCUCUCAUCUGCGUCUCAGCAGUGCAAGUGGAGACUUCAGACGCGUUAGCCGUGCCGCUGCUAAACGCGUUGUACCUCUGUGUACGACAUAACGCUCAUCACGCGCCUUCACACGCCCCGGGGUCAACGCUCUCACAUAAUACGGAGUAUAAAGCGCGGUCGGACAGCGGCAGCGCGACCGGCAGCGGCGAGGGACACUCGCUCGACGACUUCGCCGCAGACGUUAGAGAGCUAGACCCAUCCUCGCCUGUUUUCGGUGCAGCGCUGGUGGUGCGAGCUACUUACCUGGUGUGUCACCGCCUCAUAUCCUCGUGGAAGGGAGACCUGCAAGUAUCGCUGGCAGCCUUGGAACUGCUCUCUGGAUUAGCCAAGCUACACUCUUCCAAACCAGAAUUUGUAAUCGAGGCGAUCGAACGGAAGCGCGCAGUGCGUUGGAUCUGCGACUACAUCACAGUUCAGUGCAGCCGCCCGCCUCAAGCGCACUCCCGCGACCUGCACUCGUGUGUAGUAGCCGCGUACUCCUGCCUGGCCGCCUGGCUGUGUCCCGCGCUGUUGGCCGACCAAGAGUGCAUCGCCACGCUGCUGGAAGUAGUCGAGCUCGGGAUAUCCGGCAGCAAGAGUCAAGGAAAACCUGGUGAGCCUCCAAAAAUGAAGGACGAGAAAGAAUUGAAGCCAGUUUCCAUGAGAGUGCGGGAUGCGGCCGAAUCGCUACUUAUGCUCAUUUUGGAACAGCAAAUCGGUAACGGCGGUAACGGUUCGUCCUGGUGCCGGCUGGACGAGCGCUGGCUGGCGGCGCUGGGGCACGGCAAGCUGCGCCACUUCGUAGCCGACGGGAACAUACUGCUGUCGCUGCUGGAGGAGCCGCUCAGCAACAGCCAGGAGCCGCAGCCCACGCUUAUUGUGAUAAUUCGUUGCGGCUGGGGUCGCUACGCGUGGUCGCUGAGCGCGCGCGGCGCGGCGCGGUGCGCGACCCGCGGCUGCGGCGGCGCCUGCGCCCGGCCUGUCGACAUGCGCGACGCCAGGCCCGCCGCGCCGCCCGCCUGCCGCCCGCUACCGCAUGCGCCUCCGUGUGCACUUGACUCAGCAUUCCCAAGUCUUGACGCCGUCUUACGUCAACUGAACGACCCGGACGCUCCGACAUUGUUCAAACUGUUGGAACAGCAAGCUGCUAUCGAAAAACGAGUCAAAGAGAGUGAAGAUAAUGUUGUUCCCGAAGAAUAUAUACCACCCGAACCUGUGACGGAGUUCCAAACGGCAAGAUUGUUUUUGCAACACUUCGGGUAUCUAAAUAUUGGUGGUGAUAAAAAGGGUUCCCCCCCACGUCUAGUAGCCCUAGACUCCUCAGCCCCGGGCUUCGCAGCAGCACUGCGGCGUGUGGACGCGUGCGGGGCACGUGCACGCGUCACCGUGCACGUGUUCUGUGCACGUGCGGGACAGCUACAUGCUAAGGAUAUUGUUAAUAACGCUAGAAGUUUGAGCACCGUGCCGCCGGCUUUCGUGAGAAUGCUUAGAGGGCUAGGUACUCCAGUCCUGGUCCGUGGCCACCCAGGUUGGGCGGGGCACGUGGAUACUAGCUAUGACGCUCGGCCUCACGCGCCGCCCACCAACAGGGAACCUGCGCCCGCUAUAUACGACGCUAGAGAACAGGUUCUAUACUGGUCGGACUCAACGAAUGAGAUAGCGUUCGUGGUGCCGUCCGGUCGAGACACCACUGACACUGAGGAUCGAAACGACAGCAUCAAGUCUGAUGCCGACGGCUCUUGUUUGUCUAAUAGAAGCUCGGAGAAGGGCGCGGGUUCGUGCUGGGACGUGUCGGGCAGCUCGACCGCCACCGGCACGUACGAGCGCAGCGUCAGCGAGUCCGAGCGGACGGCCGACCGCGGCGGCAAGCUGGCCGACAAGCUGCGGGCGUUGUCGCUCGACCUCGACAAGCAGCCGCAGGCACAGCUCACUGGCAGCGGCAGGCGUAAUAGAGAUUACACUACGAAAAUCCUCAUCAUAUGGCUGGAAGACUUUGAAGAUCACUUGAACUUGCCAAUUGACGAUCUCCUAACAUACUGCGAGACCGGUCUCCCGUGGCGUCGUCACGAGGUGGUAACUCUCUGCGUGUCAGCGCGUCGCUGCGGGCUGGUGCGGCUGCAGUGCGCGGCGGCGGGGCUGCUGCCCGACGCCGCGCUGGUGGCGCCCGCGCUGCUCUCCGACUGUCUGCGCAGGGCCGCACUCGACGCUGCUAGGCGGACCCGGCUCAAUACUGACCUGUGAGUACACAAGUAGUUGGUGACGCUGCGGGCUGCUGCCCGACGCCGCGCUGGUGGCGCCCGCGCUGCUCUCCGACUGUCUGCGCAGGGCCGCACUCGACGCUGCUAGGCGGACCCGGCUCAAUACUGACCUGUGAGUACACAAGUAGUUGGUGACGCUGCGGGCUGCUGCCCGACGCCGCGCUGGUGGCGCCCGCGCUGCUCUCCGACUGUCUGCGCAGGGCCGCACUCGACGCUGCUAGGCGGACCCGGCUCAAUACUGACCUGUGAGUACACAAGUAGUUGGUGACGCUGCGGGCUGCUGCCCGACGCCGCGCUGGUGGCGCCCGCGCUGCUCUCCGACUGUCUGCGCAGGGCCGCACUCGACGCUGCUAGGCGGACCCGGCUCAAUACUGACCUGUGAGUACACAAGUAGUUGGUGACGCUGCGGGCUGCUGCCCGACGCCGCGCUGGUGGCGCCCGCGCUGCUCUCCGACUGUCUGCGCAGGGCCGCACUCGACGCUGCUAGGCGGACCCGGCUCAAUACUGACCUGUGAGUACACAAGUAGUUGGUGACGCUGCGGGCUGCUGCCCGACGCCGCGCUGGUGGCGCCCGCGCUGCUCUCCGACUGUCUGCGCAGGGCCGCACUCGACGCUGCUAGGCGGACCCGGCUCAAUACUGACCUGUGAGUACACAAGUAGUUGGUGACGCUGCGGGCUGCUGCCCGACGCCGCGCUGGUGGCGCCCGCGCUGCUCUCCGACUGUCUGCGCAGGGCCGCACUCGACGCUGCUAGGCGGACCCGGCUCAAUACUGACCUGUGAGUACACAAGUAGUUGGUGACGCUGCGGGCUGCUGCCCGACGCCGCGCUGGUGGCGCCCGCGCUGCUCUCCGACUGUCUGCGCAGGGCCGCACUCGACGCUGCUAGGCGGACCCGGCUCAAUACUGACCUGUGAGUACACAAGUAGUUGGUGACGCUGCGGGCUGCUGCCCGACGCCGCGCUGGUGGCGCCCGCGCUGCUCUCCGACUGUCUGCGCAGGGCCGCACUCGACGCUGCUAGGCGGACCCGGCUCAAUACUGACCUGUGAGUACACAAGUAGUUGGUGACGCUGCGGGCUGCUGCCCGACGCCGCGCUGGUGGCGCCCGCGCUGCUCUCCGACUGUCUGCGCAGGGCCGCACUCGACGCUGCUAGGCGGACCCGGCUCAAUACUGACCUGUGAGUACACAAGUAGUUGGUGACGCUGCGGGCUGCUGCCCGACGCCGCGCUGGUGGCGCCCGCGCUGCUCUCCGACUGUCUGCGCAGGGCCGCACUCGACGCUGCUAGGCGGACCCGGCUCAAUACUGACCUGUGAGUACACAAGUAGUUGGUGACGCUGCGGGCUGCUGCCCGACGCCGCGCUGGUGGCGCCCGCGCUGCUCUCCGACUGUCUGCGCAGGGCCGCACUCGACGCUGCUAGGCGGACCCGGCUCAAUACUGACCUAUACCAACCGCCCCAUGUGCGCCGGCGCCACCUCAUACAAGAGUUAGCUCAACAAUACAAGAAGGAUUUAACCGAACCAGAACUCUUGGAGUCAUUAUUCAGACCUCCUGAAUAAAUGGACCUUUUAAACGUAAUGCCACAUAGUAAACUUUUGUUUAGAUACAGUUGAUUUAUAUUAAUGUUGUGCAACAAAAAUGUUGCUGGAAACAUACCUAUUCUGCAGCAGCAGUGUUGCCAGUAACUCAAUUACAUAUUGAUGUAACUUUGAUUAUAAACAAAAGUUAACCAUGAAUAUGAGGCUUUACACUUAUGACUUAAGUUUCAUCACUAUCAUUGGCCUUAAACCAUCUUUUAUAGAUGAUUGGCAGUGGUUAAAUGUGUAGUUGGUAUAGCCACUUGCAUUUAUUUUUGUGCCUGAAUCUGUUGAAACGCCAAUUUAUUUAUUUUUUUAUUACUAUGAACUGGCUAUGAUUUUUUCAUAUACUCUGUGAUUGACAGACAUUGAAGUCAAAUCUUAGCAGUAGAAGUAAUCAUUUAAUUUAAUGUAAGUAAAUUGUUUCAGAAUGUGAUUAAAUGCAUGGUUGCAUGAUUUUUGUUUGGCCUAACAAACUUUGUAUAAGCUCAAGCAAAAAUACAACUAAAUACACAAUUAUCGUAUUAGAUUUUAUCUACAAACAGGCACACAAAAAAAAUUGCAGUGUAAUAAAAUAUUUGUAGUUAGAUGAUCAGCAAAUUUUUAGAUAAUUUGAAAAGAUUAUUGAAGAUGAAACAUGAGAAUAAAUUGUGGUUGAUCAGUUUUAAAAAGGUUGCUCUUUUUACUAUUACUAAAUGUAGUAAUAAAGUACAGCAAACUUUUUUAUCAAAUAAAAACAUACAACUCUGAACGUAUUUCAUAAUUUUAUUAAGUUUGCAGUUAAGGUUCGUUAUUGGAGCAUCAAUUGUAUGAAACUUCCGCAUUUCUACUUCACUUACAAACAAUUAGGCCUUCUCUGGGUCAUUUCAAUGGUAGACUUACAGUUUUUUUUAACAUGCUGUUGCAAAUUAUGCAACGCGAUUUAGAAUGCUUAUAUGCCUCGAAUAUCUAGAUAAAUAUAUGAAGUAUUUUAGUGUUAUUAAUUAAUUAAGACUGAUGUAUGCAUAUACCAAUGAAAUGUACCUAAUCGUUAAUCAUGUUAACAUUCCGAUUUCUAUAACAGUAUUUUAUUUUGCAUAAUGUACUUAAUUUUAUUGUUAUAAUUUAAUAAAUGUUAUUAAUGUAUAAUCUA
Molecule: messenger RNA, 7261 nt
Organism: Helicoverpa armigera (cotton bollworm)
Lineage: Eukaryota; Metazoa; Arthropoda; Insecta; Lepidoptera; Noctuidae
Exons: 31
Coding region: 305-4537 (1410 amino acids)
Biological process (GO): regulation of small GTPase mediated signal transduction; activation of GTPase activity
Molecular function (GO): GTPase activator activity
Source: RefSeq, a predicted model, not a curated record